AUGGGUGAUGGAGCUGCAGGUAUUACAAGUGCAAUGUCAGUUAUACCACAAAGUCGUAGAUUAAUGAGUUGGGCACAUAUGAUUAGAAAAUGUCGUGAACAUAGAAAAGUGAUACCAAAUGAACAAAAAUGGUUAAAUGUUGAAAAAGAUAUUGUUAAUUUACAAUUAUGUUUUAAAGAUAAUUUGUUUAAUCAAGCAGCAAGUUUGUUAUUAGGUAAAUGGAGUUUAGACAAUCAACUAGAUAGAUUCCGUACAUAUUUUGAAGGACAAUGGAUAAAUGAUUUAUCAUUUUGGUAUGAAGGAGCGGUUUGUUUAGCACCAUCAACAAAUAAUGGUCUCGAAUCAUUAAAUGGCAAAAUUAAACAAUCAUAUACAAUGAGAAAUAAAUUAUCGUUGGCCACAUUUCUACAGACAGCAGAACGUAUGUUACGUGAUUGGUCAACAAAGAGUGCUACAGAUGGAUUUGCUCAUACAAUUCAUUUUGAAUCUGAUCUGGAAUCAAAGGCACAUCAAUGGUCACAGAAGAUUGAUCAAAGUCAAAUUAUUCGAUUAAGUAAUACCGGUUAUGUGAUACCAACUAGGAAAAGCAGUCAAAUCAACGGUCGUUUCGUACUCGACGAUGACCACGAUGAUUAUCAACGAACACGAAACGAAGAUUUUGAACAGUGGCUGUCAUUAGCAUCACCGUCAUUUUCAAAACGAGCAUUGCCGGACACGGAAGCAUUACCAUUCGUUUUCACAAUGUUCGGUAUCGACGAUGAUGUAGGGGAUCAAUUUACUGAAAGUGUUAGUCGCUUUGGUGAACAAGAAGUUAAACCAUUUAGUGAUGUUAUGUCAGGAGCCAUAGUAACGGCUAUACAACCGAUAUGUCCAGAACUAUUCCUUGAGGAAAAAUCAACUAUCGAUGACGGUCAGAUGGAAAUGAUGAAAAUGAUUCAUGAUAUAGAAGUUGAAAGAUUUCUCCAGAAAUUGAAUGCAAAUGAUCGAAAUGUAUUCGAUAGUGUAUUUAAACAGAUGAAAACACAAGAAAAUGCAGCAAAGGCAUGUAAAUCCGUAUAUAAAAUGCUCCCCGAAAAGCCGACUGUUUAA
This is a messenger RNA of Didymodactylos carnosus, 1089 nucleotides long. NCBI's taxonomy places the organism in Eukaryota, Metazoa, Rotifera, Eurotatoria, Philodinida, Philodinidae. The record is from the annotation of a GenBank genome assembly.